AUGGUGGUGUAUGACCGAGUGAGUUCGCUCGCGGUUCGGCGGCUUCUCGCGCCAGCGGGGGCCCUCAAACAAGGAUGGAAGGGUGGCGAACAACAGAUGCGAUCCAUCGUCCACAAAUCGAUCCUUCAACUCCCGGAAAACUACCCUCAACCAUGGGACUACAAGAAUAAAGGAUAUCAAUACACGGAUGCGCCAUUCGAUUGCACGCAGGACCGUUUCACGCAGAAUUCACGUCUCAUCGUUGUUGAGGGAAACGUCGCUUCCGGAAAAUCGUCUCUUGCUCGUCAAUUGGCUGAUCAACUCGGCUUCUAUCACAUGCCCGAGUUCAAGAUGGACGAUGUGCUCAUUGAUCGAUACGGGAAUGAUCUUCGCAAGUUCUAUCACUUGUUUCCAAAGAGAUUCCGCAUUCCCGAUAUGCAGAUGUUCUACAAGAAUCCAAUGGAUGAACUGUCGGCGGCCAUGCAAGAGAGAAUCUUCCGGUGUCGAUUCGAUCAAUAUCUCAACGCUUUGGCUCACAUCAUGAAUACGGGACAAGGAGUGGUAUUGGAGAGGGCUCCCCAUUCGGAUUUCGUCUUCGCGAACGCAAUGCGAGCCAAGAACUACAUCGGACACGAGUUCUUCAAGUACUACUACUUUGUGCGGAAGAAUGCUUUACCAAAGCUCAACUUUUGGCCACAUCUUGUCAUCUAUUUGGAUGUCCCAGUGGCAAAGUGCAUGGAGAACAUCCGAAAACGAGGCAAAGUUGAGGAAAUUGCUUGUCUGGAUGAGGAGUACUUGGGAACGAUCGAGGAAUCGUACAAGGAUUCACUCCGCGAGUAUCGAAAACAUUCGAAAAUUCUUGCAUUUGACUGGUCGACACCGGGAGAUGUUGACAGUGUGGUUGAAGACAUUGAGGCCACUGAUCUGGACUUUUUCGAAUGGCACAGUGGAGAUGUGUUUGAGGAGUGGCAUGCUCCAGUCGAUGAGAUCACCUGGAAUGGCUGGAGACAAUACGUCACUUCCAAGAGCAACGCCCACUUCUAUGCCUUUGAUGGAAUUGAAACACAUGACGUUGGCGAGUUGUACAUCAACCCUCGAGAUGCCGGUCAUUUCUUGCAAGUAAUGCGACAAGAAGUGCUCAAGUCACCAUACGCCUAUGGAUACAAUCUGAAGAAAGGCGAUGAAAUGGCAGGAAUGGACAACUGGAGGACGUUCCACGUGUUACCUGAGAAAUGGUACGAGUAUUGGUGGAAAGAGCUGUGGUACGAUAACUGGAACGCCAUGGAGCUCGUUAUAGAUCCACAAAUGAAGAACCUCGACCCAGAUUACCUACACGCUCAUCAU
Molecule: messenger RNA, 1323 nt
Organism: Mesorhabditis belari
Lineage: Eukaryota; Metazoa; Nematoda; Chromadorea; Rhabditida; Rhabditidae
Source: the annotation of a GenBank genome assembly